Molecule: messenger RNA, 2146 nt
Organism: Hippocampus comes (tiger tail seahorse)
Lineage: Eukaryota; Metazoa; Chordata; Actinopteri; Syngnathiformes; Syngnathidae
Gene: ndc80
Product: NDC80 kinetochore complex component
Exons: 17
Coding region: 13-2049 (678 amino acids)
Biological process (GO): attachment of mitotic spindle microtubules to kinetochore
Cellular component (GO): Ndc80 complex
Source: RefSeq, a predicted model, not a curated record
UGCCUUACUGCGAUGAUGUCACGACGCGGCCAUUUUGAAUGCACUGUGUUGGCGGUUUUUGCGAUUUUAUUUAUCAGUCCGUUUAUUUCCGCCCCUUGCUCAAGAAGGAUAAAAAUGGACCGACGAAGAAUGGGCAGAGCCUCGAGCAGAGCCGCAAGCAGGCUGUCUGAGCUGCCCAUGCGAGUGCAUGACUCCAACAGGAUGAGCACUGCGUACACAACUCCCCGCAGUGACAAGCCUUCAAUGGGAAAGCUCAGCAUAUCCAAACCACUGUCACAGACAUCUGACCGGCAGAAAAGCUUCUUUGGUCAACGUGCAAGUGGAGCCAGUAUGCCACGCAGCAGCUCCAUUUAUGGCUUUGGAGGACCAGAGAAACUCAAAGAUACACGGCCUCUGCAUGACAAAGCCUUUGUUCAGCAGUGCAUCAGACAGCUUCAUGAGUUCCUGACAGAGCUUGGAUACAAUGUGGCACCCAAGACGCUCCAGUCACCGUCCACCAAGGAGUUUGUCAAGCUCUUUGAGUUCAUCUAUCGUCAGCUGGAUCCCACUUUUGAAAUGCCCAGCUCCAAAGUAGAGGAGGAGGUUCCAGCUCUCCUUAAGUCGCUCAGAUAUCCGUAUGUUCUCUCCAAGAGUUCCAUGUACUCCGUGGGAGCUCCCCACACAUGGCCUCAGGCACUGGGUGCCCUGAUGUGGUUAAUUGACAAUGUCAAGAUCUGCACAAGCCUGAACCAGCAGGAUCUGCUCUUCAGCGACUUCUGCGAAGGCAGCGACAACAUUGAUGACAGCGCAGAUUACAAUCGGCUUUUUCUGGACUACACAGGAACCACAUACACCAAAUUCAUGCAAGGCGAGGACACCUAUGAGGAGGACGACGAGGCCUUCAUCUCUGAAUUGAAGAAGAUGUGGCGUUAUGAUGAAGAGCUGCUGGUUGCCAUGGAGCAGAAGCACAAGAUGAUGAUGGAAGAGGUUGAACGACUGGAGAAGGAAAACCAAAAGGACCGUCUCCAGGUCAAGAGGACGGAACAGAUGAGGCUGCAGUCAGACCUCCAUAAGCUGCGUGACUAUUCUGCCCAAGUGGAGGCCUUCCAAGCAAAUCAAGAGAAAAAGUACUCAGAGCUGGAUGAUGAGCUGAACCGCGCUGCCGGCAAUCUCGAGUCUCUUAAACUCGAGCAGGGCGAGCUACAAAAGGUCCUGCGCAACCAAAAGUACAAGCCGGAGGACGUACAACGGAUCAACCGGGAGAAGCGGGAGCUUCAGCAGGCCAUCGCCAGUCAGAGCCAGUCUCUGGAACACGCCCAGCAGUCCAAGUGGAGCGAAGAGAUCGCGCUGGCCAAAGUCAAAGAGAAGGCUGAGCUGAAGCUUAGCGAGUAUCACAAGCUGGCUCGCAAGCUGAAGCUGAUACCGAUAUCUGCGGAGAAUGCCUGCGGCCAUGACUUUGAACUCAGGCCUUUUGAAUAUGGACCUGCGAACGUCCAUCUCAACUCACAGACACAGAUGCUUUUGAAAAAGCUGACCAAUGACGUGGAAGAGGAUCGCAGUCGACUGUCCAACAGCAAGUUCAGUCUGGAGCAGUCUUGUGAACAGGCGAUGUCCAACAUCUUCGACAAGGAAAACGACCUGAAGCAGCUGAGAGAGCAGAUCCGCAAGGUGGAUGACCGCUGGGAUGCCAGCCGGAAGGAGGUGGAGCGAGAGGACAAACAGUGGGCGAAGGAGGUGGAGAUGGUGGAGAGCAAUCGCAAUCUUCUCGAGGAGAAGAUCAACUGGGGUUACGAGGAAGCCAUGCAGGAGAAUAAGGCACUGAAGCAACAGUACCAUCUGGUGCUGCUGGAAACCAACGAGCAGAGACGAACGGUCUGCAACAACCUCACGAGUAUGUUCACCACAGCAGCAGACCACUUGUCUGCCACAGAGAAUUGUCUGAAGGACCUGCUCAGCCACAGUCAGCACUGCUACUCGAAGGCAUUGGAGGACGAUGAGAAGGCCGUGCAGGGGCUUAAGAAGAUGGUGGAGGACUUCAAGUUGAAGGUGCAAAAAUCCUUCGAAGAUUAAACGAUGUUCAUCAUUUUUCCGAUUGUUUAAAAGAAUAGUUUUCUUGUGUUCUGUUAACAUGUGAUUAAUAAAGCAUAUUUGAAAUAAAAACGUAUUG